GCGUGCAGACAAGGCGGAUUGUAACGCUGCUGAAGCUUUGACUGGUGGUGAGCUGGGCCCGGCUGUCUCUGGAGCUGCGUCGGACUCUGGUUCACUUACGAAGAGGAGGGUGCAGCGGAGACUCGCCUACGUGUUGUCUCCGGUAUCGGGCCUCUUGCCUGGGAGCCCAGUCGGAUUCUUCCUUCCCCGCCCCGUCUCUCAGGAAUACUUCCAAGAGGCAGCAGCGAAGUGCGCACUGUCCCAUCUGCAGGCUGUAGAAACCUUUCCCGGACGGCCGCGGCGGGCAGGACCGAGCAGCUGACCCUUCGGAAGACUUGGACAUGCCGUUUGCCUCCUGAGGGGAGGGGGCGAGGAUGGGCACUCAGGGCAGCCCUGUGAAGAGCUACGACUACCUCCUAAAAUUCCUGCUGGUGGGAGACAGCGAUGUCGGAAAGGGAGAGAUCUUGGAGAGCCUGCAGGACGGAGCAUCGGAGUCCCCUUAUUCCUAUAGUAACGGUAUUGACUACAAAACUACUACCAUCCUCCUAGAUGGCCGGCGGGUGAAGCUUGAGCUGUGGGACACUUCUGGCCAGGGAAGGUUUUGCACCAUCUUUCGUUCUUACUCCAGAGGAGCUCAGGGUAUCCUCUUGGUUUAUGAUAUCACCAAUCGGUGGUCCUUCGAUGGAAUAGACCGAUGGAUCAAAGAGAUCGAUGAGCAUGCCCCAGGUGUGCCCCGUAUAUUGGUGGGGAACAGACUCCACUUGGCCUUUAAAAGGCAAGUACCGACUGAGCAGGCCCGGGCCUACGCGGAGAAGAACGGAAUGACGUUUUUUGAGGUCAGCCCACUCUGUAACUUCAACGUGACGGAGUCCUUCACUGAAUUGUCCCGGAUAGUGCUGAUGAGGCAUGGAAUGGAGAAGAUCUGGAGACCGAACAGGGUGUUCAGCUUGCAAGAUUUGUGUUGCCGGGCUAUUGUCUCCUGCACCCCCGUACAUCUCAUCGAUAAGCUCCCUCUUCCAGUGGCCAUCAAGAGCCACCUCAAAUCCUUUUCAAUGGCCAACGGAAUGAAUGCUGUGAUGAUGCAUGGACGAUCCUACUCUGUAGCCGGCAGCAGUGGCGGAGCCGCCGGCAGUGGCGGGGGAAGCAAAGGCAACAGCCUUAAACGGUCAAAGUCUAUUCGGCCGCCGCAGAGCCCCCCUCAGAACUGCUCAAAAAGCAACUGUAAGAUUUCCUAGCCGGGGGGGAUGUGGAUAACCGGAGGCUGCUAUUGGCAAUAAACCCUACACGGUCAGUGAAGAGCCAUGUGAUCUGGCCGGGAGAGUCCGCAGUUGGCACGGUGACCUUUUGAGGUGUUGGCAGGCGAUGACCCUAGAAAAGGUCAUUGACACGUUACGCAGUCACCACCCAACCCAUGCAAUUUUUUUUUUUUUUACAAGGGUUAAAACACUGCAUGAUGGACGUUCCUCCCUUCCACAUCCCCGAGAGCGGCAGAGCGUGCACUGUGCUAAAGGACCCCUCUUUACCUUUAUUUAUAAGAGUAUAUAAUAACUGACGCCUCACUUUUUUUUUUAUAAAUGUAACGCCUGAUCAUACGACGCUUCUGUAUCAUGCUGUAAAUAAUGUUUUUACGCCCCCUUGUGGCAGGGGCAAACAUAGGGGCAUAUUUCAUAGACCAGGGUAUUCCGCAGUGACCAGUCAUGUAGGGUUAAAGACUCGAUGUUAUCAGGGGUGCCUGUAUAUAGUACUUUGGAGCGUCUGUCACCUUUUAGUCAAGUCAUAGCUUCCCUUUUAUAUGCACAACACGGCCGCCGUCAGAGCCCAAAAUGGCAGCUUGGCCCCUCUGUACCUGUCUGUGGGACUUAAAAAAAAUAAUUCUACCUCAGCAGUUUUGGAUGAAGACCACCAGGUUGGACAGGCACCUGUUGAUUUUGGGGCUAGCACAUUUGGACAUGACGGAGGUAUAGUUCAGGGGUUCGUGUGAAUGUUGACAUUGCGGCUGACCUUAACAAGGAUCUGUCCACUCACCUUCUAUGUUAGUAAGUACUUGUCUUCUCCUUCAGAUAACAGUAUUAGAGCAUCAACUCUGUGUGCCGCUGUUCCUUGGUUAUUCCUCCUGGAAUUGUGUUACUAGAUUGCCAACUGAUUGUUGCCAUUCCUUUGUCAGUGGGGUGCAAUCAGAGCUAGGACUGUAGGGACACACACCUUUGACAUAGGGAAUGGCAACACCCAGUUUGCAAUUUCUUCAUAGGUUCCCUGGCCAAAUAACAGAGGAACGGCACAGUGUGAAAUCCUGGAAUAGUUCUUUAGAAAUACAAGUUUUUAUUAAAACAGUCAGUGCUAACCAGUUCUCUUUUAAAGCGUUUGUCCCCUGGUUUGGGGCCAUUAAACCACUGGCAUGCCAUUAUGCCUCUGGGGUUUAAUGUCCCGAACCUGCCUAUAGCAUACCUAUACAUCCCUGCAAAGUAUAGUAAAUGAGGAUGUGAUUUACCAGGAGAGGAGACCGGGACUCUUCUCCUACAGUAUUGGGCGCAUUCGCAGUGAGUCCAAGUAUAGUACACUUUGCUUCAAUGUGUAUGCGCAUGUGUCCAGUGCUGCUGGAGAUGCAAUGUGCAUGCGCCCGAUGCUGCUGGAGAGGAGUCCUGGACCCUUCCCCUGUUAAAUUAGCUCUGUGUACUAUACUUUGCAGGGACAGAUGGGUGGGUUUGAUAUGGGCAGAUGCACACCAGCAUACUGGUGAUCUAGUGACCUCAGAUUAGAUGACGGCUUCCCUUUUUAAAGGGGUUCUCUCAUCUUGGACCUUGGUGGUUUAUCCUAGCGAUAUGCCGCCAAUGUCAGAUAAGUGUGGGACCUGCACCUGUCUCAAAAACGGGACCCCUGAAGCGAGCGGAGAGCAGCUGUGCAUGCGCAGUUGUCCUCCAUUCAUAUCUAUGCAGUUCCGAAAAAAGCCAAGCAUUGUUUCCAGCAGUCCCAUAAGCGAUGGCCACGCUUUUGCAGUGCACGCUCCAUCCAUUCCUAUGGUACUUCCAAAAAAUAUCCACGCAUGCUUCCCAUAGAAAUUAAUAGAGAGCAUGCCGCACAUGCGCAGUGUGCUGUCCUUCACUUUUGGGGGCCCAUUUUAGAGAUAGGUGUGGGUGCCACCUCUGAGACCCACACCUAUCGGACUUCGAUGGCAUAUCCUAGUGGAUGAGCCAUUAAUGUCCCAGAUGGAACAUCCCCUUUAAAUCCUGUAAUCAGGUCCUUAUAUCGGGUCCGGUCCUUGAUUUUCCUUUUAUCAACGAGCAAGAAUUCAUAACCUGAGGUGGGAUACACGCAGUAAAUUGAAUUUUCUUUUCUCCCUCAAAUGUAAAGGAUCAAAAUCUUCCGAUAAUUCACUGUAAGGGGUCAGAUUACAGAGUAGGCAGCCAUGUCUUAGGGUAGUCGGUGACUUUGGACGGAUCACAGUGUAUAGCAUUGGAAGUCACACGAUGGUCGCACAUUCACACGUUCCUCCUGUCCAUUGACUUCUUUAGUGCCCCUGUUGCCUGUCUAUGAAGCAAGCUGCUGGCAAAAGCGAGACUUCCUGCAGAAUGCCAGCCAUAUUGCUGAGAAAUCGGGCAUCAGCCGGCUAUAUAAUUCACUGCUCCCCACCCCCAGUCAGUCACCCCCAAUACUAGCACCAUAUCUUCCAUGGUUCUCCCCAAAACCCGUGUACAGUCCUUUUUAUAAACCAAAAUGUUUAUCAGUGGAAAAGGAUUCUGGGUGUAUUAACCCUUUUCUUUCUUUGACUCAGGGCGAGAAUGAAAGCGCAGUCAGUGAUGGAUUCUUGAAGAAUAAGUUUUCAGAGAGAGCCAGUACGCACCAAGCGCCCGUAGGCAGCCAUCUUGUAAGGCACGAGAAUUUUUAUAGGAAUUGGUAACCUCUCUGGGCUAAUCCAACGUAUUUGGCUCCAGCUUCAUUGUUUUAUUAGGUGGUGUUGGAAUUUAAAGGGCAACCCCAGUGAGUGUAAAGGAGUAUUCCAGUGAUUACAAAUUAUCACCAAUCUACUAAAGAGGUGAUAACUGCUUGAUUGAAGAAGGUCUGACUGCUGGGGCCCCUGCAGAUCACCAGAAUGGGGGUCCUGUUUCUUGAGUAUGUGUGCGCUGCUGCCCCAUUCAAAGUCUUUGAGGGUCGCAGAGCGCUGUGCUCGGCUGUCUUCGUCAGUUCCAUGGCGUUUGCAUGGUCACCUGCCAGUUCAUUCAAACGGGGUACAUGGGACCUCUUUUCUAGCAUCGGUGGGAGUCCCAGCAGUGAGACCCGCACCUAUUUAGCCGUUCCUGUCCAGAGGAUUGCUUAUAAUUUAGUACUAGAAUACACCUUUUAAAGGGGUUGUCCAGGAUUUAAAAAACAUGGCUGCUUUGUUACAAAAUCAGCGCUGCACCUACCCAUGGGGAGGCGCUGCUCCAUUGGAGUUAAUGCGGUUGCAAUACCACAAACAACCUGUAGAACUGGUUAGCACUGACUGUUUU
Molecule: messenger RNA, 4463 nt
Organism: Bufo bufo (common toad)
Lineage: Eukaryota; Metazoa; Chordata; Amphibia; Anura; Bufonidae
Gene: RAB40C
Product: RAB40C, member RAS oncogene family
Exons: 7
Coding region: 354-1214 (286 amino acids)
Biological process (GO): protein localization to plasma membrane; intracellular signal transduction
Cellular component (GO): synaptic vesicle; plasma membrane; endosome
Molecular function (GO): GTPase activity; GTP binding
Source: RefSeq, a predicted model, not a curated record